Pollicipes pollicipes is the source of this 1205-nucleotide messenger RNA. Its product is annotated as tryptophan--tRNA ligase, mitochondrial. The coding region runs from base 103 to 1176 and encodes 357 amino acids. Gene Ontology annotation, molecular function: tryptophan-tRNA ligase activity; ATP binding. The transcript is spliced from 6 exons. NCBI's taxonomy places the organism in Eukaryota, Metazoa, Arthropoda, Thecostraca, Pollicipedomorpha, Pollicipedidae. The record is from RefSeq and is a predicted model, not a curated record. Gene Ontology annotation, biological process: mitochondrial tryptophanyl-tRNA aminoacylation. Gene Ontology annotation, cellular component: mitochondrion; mitochondrial matrix.
GCAAAGUUAUGGGCGUUCGCAAAGGUGAUUGUGCUGUUGAUUUCAAUGCUGGCGUGCGGUUAGUUGCGCACGCGAACGUGCGAACGGUAUUCCUUGGCGGAUAUGACCCUGAGAAAGAUUUGCGGACUGUCAAGUUCGCUUGUAUGUCAUCGCCGAUUUUUGCAUGACACAAAGGCGAGGAGUUCCCGGGUGUUUUCGGGCGUUCAGCCAACGGGCAAUCUCCACCUGGGCAACUACUUCGGAGCAAUCCAAAGAUGGGUCGAACUGCAGGAGACUGACAAGGAGCUGAUAUUCUGCAUAGUGGAUCUGCACUCUCUCACUGUGCCUCAGCGGCGGGCGGACCUGAGCGCCAACAUCACCCGCCUGACGGCCGGCCUGCUGGCGUGCGGCAUCGACCCGGAGCGGGCCACGCUGUUCCUUCAGUCGGCGGUGCCGCAGCACACGCAGCUCGGCUGGGUGCUCUCCUGCCUGACCACCAUGCCGCGGCUGGGCCAGCUGCCGCAGUACCGCGAGAAGGCCGCUGAGCAUGGUGAGGUGCCGCUCGGCCUCUACCUCUACCCGGUGCUGCAGGCGGCCGACAUACUGCUCUACAGUCAGGAGCAAACUGAGGUACCAGUCGGUCAAGACCAGCUACAGAAUAUUCAGCUUGCUCAACAUCUGGGGAAGGCUUUCAACCGUCAAUUCGGAAAACUCUUCCCACAUCCCAAGGCUGUCGUCGAUGAGGACGCCGGCGGCCGGGUGCGCAGCCUGCGCGACCCCAGCCGCAAGAUGUCCAAGUCGGACCCGGACUCGCGCAGCUGCGUCUACCUCAACGACCCGCCGGAGCGCAUCCGUUCCAAGCUGAAGCUAGCGCUCACCGACUUCACGUCGGAGGUGUUUGCCAGCCCGGAACGGCCGGCAGUCACCGCCCUAAUGACGCUGCACGCGCUGGCGGCCGGCCUGACGCUGGAGGGCGUGCGCAGCGCCGCCGCCGGCCUCACCACCGCCCAGUACAAGCUGCUGCUGGCCGACGUGCUGGCCGAGCGGCUGGCGCCGGUGCGGGACGCCUGGGCGCGGCUCGAGGCCGAGCCGCGCUACCUGAGCCAAGUGCUGGAGCGAGGACGGCAGAGGGCCGCCGAGGAGGCCGAGGUCACCUGGCGCGCUGUGGUGGAUCGCGUCCAACUGAGGCUCUCGUGAGGCGUCACUGUAGGCUGUUAUGACAUGAU